AUGGCUGCCUCAGUGAAUAAGACAACCAAGAAUCUCAACGGAACAUGGAUCUUGCCUCGCAACCAGAACAAGGAGCUCUCCGACUCGGCCGACCCUGGAUUGCAGAUUCAGGAUAUCGGAUACUUUAUUCGCAGUAUUAUUUGUGUCGUACCCAUCACCAUCGAAGUUAAGCAAUAUGAAGGGCUGCCCAAGUUGUCUUCGACUGUUUCGGGCCUCGUUAUCCACAUUGACAUUGACCAAAGAGCAACUAGUGUCAGCCCCAGUGAAGAGCUUCGUUGCUUGGGUAACCUACCUCGAAAUCACUCAGACUGGCUAUUUGGAAACGUUAAGGAACAAACGUGCCGGAUCUCUUUCGAAGAAAUAAACGACGAAUUCCUUAAGUCGAGCUGGCUAGUCGAAGAAUAUGGGAAAAGCCUGAUACGUAGCUAUACUAUCAGUGAGGACAAAGGCUGGCAGGUAUAUUUAACCGCGGGGACUUGGUGA
Talaromyces proteolyticus is the source of this 483-nucleotide messenger RNA. RefSeq lists its product as uncharacterized. The coding region runs from base 1 to 483 and encodes 160 amino acids. The record is from RefSeq and is a predicted model, not a curated record. Lineage: Eukaryota; Fungi; Ascomycota; Eurotiomycetes; Eurotiales; Trichocomaceae. The transcript has 2 exons.